This is a messenger RNA of Gadus chalcogrammus (walleye pollock), 2242 nucleotides long. RefSeq names its product Kv channel-interacting protein 2-like. Gene Ontology annotation, molecular function: calcium ion binding; potassium channel regulator activity. The record is from RefSeq and is a predicted model, not a curated record. Lineage: Eukaryota; Metazoa; Chordata; Actinopteri; Gadiformes; Gadidae. The transcript is spliced from 9 exons. Bases 15 to 773 code for a protein of 252 amino acids. Gene Ontology annotation, cellular component: voltage-gated potassium channel complex. Gene Ontology annotation, biological process: regulation of potassium ion transmembrane transport.
GUGAAUCUCGUGAGAUGAAGUCCGUCAGUCAGGAUCAGAGCUUCACGGACUCGGAGCUGGACAGAUCAUACGACCCGCUAACAGGUCACCUGCCGUCCAGACCCAAUAAGAAGACCCUAAAGCAGAGGUUCCUCAGACUGCUGCCCUGCUACCCGUCAGCCUCGAGCUCCUCCACCAAUCAGAACAGCGAGGUGGGCGACGGGGGGCUCUCCACGGUGUACUGCAGACCAGAAGGUCUGGACAAGCUCGCCCAGCGGACCAAGUUCAACCGGAGAGAGCUCCAGAUUCUCUACAGGGAGUUCAAAAAUGAGUGCCCCGGCGGGACGGUGGACGAGGAGGGCUUUAAGGCGAUCUACUCGCGCUUCUUCCCCCAGGGAGACUCCAGUAUGUACGCUCACUUCCUGUUCAGAGCGUUCGACACGCAGAGGGACGGCGCGGUCAGCUUCCAGGACUUUGUGACGGGGCUGUCCUCCAUCCUGAGGGGCUCUGUGACGGAGCGGCUGGGCUGGGCCUUCUGCCUGUACGACCUCAACCACGACGGCUGCAUCUCCAGAGAGGAGAUGACGGACAUCAUGCACUCCAUCUACAACCUGAUGGGGAAGAACACCUCCCCGGGCAUGAAGGCCAGCGCCCCCGACGAGCACGUCGACCUCUUCUUCAGGAAGAUGGACCGGAACAGAGACGGUGUGGUGACCAUGGAGGAGUUCAUGGAGACGUGCAGGAAGGAUGAGAACAUCAUGCAGUCAAUGCACAUGCUGGACCACGUCAUCUAGAGCGGAGAGGGGGACCCAGGGAGAAGACCAGGACCCUCCAGACCAGGGCUACUGGGACCAGGGCUACUGGGACCAGUUCUAGUCCUAGCGUGGGACAUGCAGAGUAAUGAUUGUGCGUUUAGAUGCCGUGGUAAUACAAUGUCACUCACACCAAGACCACUCUCUGAGAUGGACAUGUCGCUGGACGUGCUUCCAUACGGCAUGAGCACAACGUCUGACCGCGGCAGUCAGUGCGUCGUACUGCCUCACAUGAACACACAAUCACCUUUGGACGAUCAAUGAUUUGGGCUCUGAUAGGUUGAACUGAUUAUCAAUGCAUGAGGUGUGAUCUGACCGUUAUAUCACAUAUUGUUUAAAGUUUCUAUGCAUCGAAAAAUAUUCCAGGCGAUGGAUAUAUUUCUACAUAUUUCGAGUUAUGAUUUGAAACAAUUCAUGACUAUGGUCGAAGCCACUUUCCUUGAAUUAAUCAAUGAAUGAACUUUUAGUUCUACAAUCUAAACGAAGCAGCUACACACAGCUGGGAGAUGUCAAUUAUUGCACACUAAAAUCUAAUUUGUUUAGCAAAGAAUGUGUAGGUGAGAUUAUGGAAAUAAUUAAAGCACACACAUUUCCAAUCAGUUUGUAAUGAACACUGGAAACCGAAUUUGUUUAAUAUAUAUUCUUUAUUUUUGUAAACAAAAUUUAAGUAAAAAAUCGUAAGUACAAAGACCACUUUUCUUCAGUAGUUUAUUCUAGCGCUAGUAGUUUGCCCGGCUAAAUUAAUAUAUGGUGAACAACCGUGUCGACGUUGACCAUUAAUGCAAAGAUUUAUUCUAUCACAAAGAAGAUGCAUCUCUGAAAGGUUGCUUGAGGCCAAGAUAUGACCCGUGUAGGAAACAUCUUAAAAACAUUUGGAACGAUUAGAAACUGUUGUUACAGAGACAGUCUUUGUCGACCUUAUCCAAAAUAACCAACGAAUAAUAAACACGUUAUAACCCAGAAACGGGGCACCCAGCAGUUAUUAAUCUGCCCUCUUCAUUGGUUCUCCAUUGAGGCGUGAGAUGUGAACGUUAGACUGCUCCACCUUCGGGCGACACCACCCAGACUCAGGUUCUCCCGACGGUGCUGAUCGGACCGAGGAGCGUCCUAAAGAUCAUGAUCGCCGUGGUGUCGGCCGUAUCGAUUACUCUUUUCCGUAUAAAAUGGAAGCUACAUGAUUAUCGUCACAAAAUAAAAAUCUCUUUGGCAUAGAUUAUUCACCCCAAAAGCACACACACACAUACACGCACACACCCUUAAAAUAUCUUCUAAAAAACCCACAGGCAUUCUAAAAGUCAUAAUCAACAUUAUCAGCGUCACAAGAAACUAUGAGAUAGAGAUGGGACAUAAUUAAUUGUUACAUAGUCAGUGAUUACCCAAUAAACAGUUGGAUCAGAAGCAAAAGCACUAUUAAAGUAUAUAUGAUUCAUGUGUCCGUUCAUCCCCGUCCU